AUGGGAUUGCUCGUGUGGUUUUUCAACGUCUGCUUGCGGAUUUUCUUCCGCGACGUCGAAGUCAUUGGCUCCCACAACAUCCCUGCAGAUGGACCGGUCAUCUUUGUCGCCAACCACAACAACCAGUUUGUCGAUGGUCUGCUGCUGGGGCAGUCCGUCGGGACGCGCGUCGUCCGCUUCCUCAUUGCUGAAAAGUCGUACAAGCGCAAGGUCGUCGGCAAAUUUGCCAGGGCGAUGAACUCAAUCCCAGUCGCACGUGCGCAGGACAAUGCGUCCACAGGCUCGGGCUUGCUCACUCUGAGUGCGGACGGCCUCGUUGUCUACGGCUCGCAAACCUCCUUUGUCGCAACCGUCAAGCCAGGCGAUGCACUGAAGUUCAAUCACCUCGAGAAUGAAUUCCGCGUCGCAUCGGUCGUCUCGGAUACAGAGCUGACACUGGCAAAGGCAGUCAAUGGCGUCGAAAUUCAAAACCAAUCUGGCUGGAAAAUCAUGCGCAAGGUCGACCAAGGGGUUGUGUACAAGAGCGUGUGGAAUACUCUUCUGUCUGGAGAAUGUGUUGGCAUCUUCCCGGAAGGAGGAUCGCACGACCGAACCGACUUGCUGCCAAUCAAGGCCGGUGUUGCCAUCAUGGCUCUUGGCGCAAUGGAGGCGCAUCCGGAAAUGCAACCCGUGCGCAUUGUGCCCUGCGGCCUCAACUACUUUCACGCUCACCGAUUCCGCUCGCGCGUUCUUGUCGAGUUUGGUCCUCCGAUCGUUGUGGAUGCGGAUCUCGUUGCCCGGUACAAGACGGACAAGCGUGGCGCGACUGGUGAUCUCCUGGGUCGCAUCGAAGCGAGUCUGCGCGGCACCGUGAUGAACACGACCGACUACAAGACAAUGGUGGCGCUGCACACGGCAAGGCGAAUGUACACGCCGGCCAAUGUUCAGCUCACCCCGGAGCAGUACACGGAGCUGAACAAGCGAUUUGCAAUGGCCGACCAGAAGCUGACAGCCUCGGAAGAAUACCAAGCACUGAAAACGCAAAUGCUUACAUACAACGAUACGCUGCGAAGCUACGGGGUGCGCGACAAGGACGUGCAGACCAUCCAGCAAUCGCAUUGGUUUGUGGCAUUUUGGCUGUUCUGGGGCAAGCUGCUGCUGGCGGGCUUGUUCUUUUUGUUGUCGGGCCCGGGCAUGUUGCUCGCCCUUCCGGUCGGUGCUGUCGCGGACAACAUUGCCAAGAAGAAGGCUAUCGAAGCCAAGGCCGCCUCGGACGUCAAAAUCAAGGGUCUGGAUGUGCUGGCGACGUGGAAACUGAUGACAGCCUUGAUUGUGGGUCCCGUGGCACUAUCCGUCUACGUUGCUGCGAUUGCCAUUUUGGUGGCGCUGCUGACAGACCUGCCGAUUUGGGCCAAGGUGGUGAUUCCUGUUGGAAGCGUUAUCGUUCUUCCGUUCUGGCUCUUCUACAGCGUUGCGCUUGCCGGCGUAGCGAUUCGCUUGUGGGUUGGGCUUCGCCCUUUGUUUUUCACUUUCUGCACCUCCAAAAAGCAUCGAACGCUGAAGCAGAUGCGAAUGGAAUUGCAACGGAAAGUGAAAGAGCUCAUCGAAGUUCUUGCCCCACAACUCAUUGAAAACUUCUCGGAAAGCCGCAUUGUCAAAAUUGACAGCGAGAGCGACGAGCAGCGCGAGCCAGAAGAAGAAACAUUGGACUCUCGCGAUCCAUCUGGUGCAGCAGCGGCAGGAGUGGCAGCUCAAGCGAGUACUGCACAGUUGAUGAUCAACGAGCCAUGA
This is a messenger RNA of Capsaspora owczarzaki ATCC 30864, 1770 nucleotides long. Its product is annotated as glycerol-3-phosphate acyltransferase. Gene Ontology annotation, molecular function: glycerol-3-phosphate O-acyltransferase activity; glycerone-phosphate O-acyltransferase activity. The record is from RefSeq and is a predicted model, not a curated record. Bases 1 to 1770 code for a protein of 589 amino acids. Gene Ontology annotation, biological process: phospholipid biosynthetic process. NCBI's taxonomy places the organism in Eukaryota, Filasterea, Ministeriida, Capsasporidae. The transcript has 7 exons. Gene Ontology annotation, cellular component: endoplasmic reticulum membrane.